Periconia digitata is the source of this 2514-nucleotide messenger RNA. The record is from the annotation of a GenBank genome assembly. Lineage: Eukaryota; Fungi; Ascomycota; Dothideomycetes; Pleosporales; Periconiaceae.
AGCAGCAAGCCACGCGGACAGAGCGCACCUCACCGCGGCCAGGGCUACCUGCCCAAUCUCGAUAGAUGUGGCACGAUGGACUCCCCUACCAACGAACACACCUUCACAGGCGACCCCAAGCCCAAGCCUCGCCAGCUGCCUGUAGACCUUCCCACCUCGCUCGAUGACAGACGGCCGGCCUCAAUGAUGAUGAGCGAGGAGACAGAAAUCUACGAUGCCUGGCAGGGCCAGUCGCAAUUCCUCACCACUCCGAUGCCUGCCCAGCCCCUCACGUUCAAUCUCUCCCUCGAUGAUUCCAAUUACGCCGACGAGGACAUGCAGCAACUCGAUGACAGCGACAGUCGUUUGGUACAGAUGCUGGCGCACCAGGCCCGCCUCAAGAACGACAACGCUGGGGAUGAGGCCAAAGUGGUGGCUGAUGAACAGCUCUCGCACGAUGAGAAACGGGAGGCGUUGCAGGGCCUUUUUGCCCUAGCAACUUCGAAUGGCGAAUUGGAACGCAUAAAGCGAUUACUCGACGGCAAGGCCCGCGAAUACAUUAGUGUGGAUGCUGUGGAUGCUGAGGGAACUCCGCCCUUGGUUUACGCGAGUUGUUUUGGUCACCAAGACGUUGCGGAGCUCUUGAUCAAAGAAGGCGCGACUGUUGAUGCGCAAGACAAGAACCGCUGGACACCCCUGAUGUGGGCCAUGACCAAUCGCCACAAAGAUAUCGUGAAGCUUCUUCUAGACAACGGCGCUUCAACUGACGUCAAGUCGUCUGCCGGCAGAACCGCAUUCGACUUUGUGGAGCCCAACGGCGAGAUAUCAGACUAUCUCCACGAGAGCGGCUACACCAAUAUUGGCAACGCGGGUGUGUCGGACGAUUUCUAUAGUUCGGGGUUCUCGCAAGACCGGUUUGAACAAGAAAUGCAAGAAAACGACAUGAAGCGGCGCAUGAUGAUGGAAAGCGCUUUCAAUUUGGAGGUUGACAUCGGUAACCUUGGCCUCGAUGAACAGCCCGAGUCCCCUGAAGCAGCAGAAGAAGAGCAAGAAUUUGUUUGGGAUCGUUGCCUUCACGAUCAGAUGUUUGUCUUCCAGGAGAACGAAUUGGACCGCAUACUCGAUAUUAUAAUCACCAACAUGACGCCGCAACGAUCUCCAUCUCAGAAGCCCAUUCCUGCAAACAUAUUGUUUCUGAGCGCCCGCUAUGCGCAUUACCAUGCCGGAACCGAGCUACUAGAGGUCCUUCUCAUCGCAGCCAUGGACAAGAUCAAUGUGGUGGUGGAGAAGCACCAGUGGGAUAUGACCGUACUUGCGUUCUGGAUAUCAAAUGCAACCUUGCUACUACACUACUUGAAAAAAGAUACGGGACUUGCCACUGCCACCAUCCAAUUCCAACUGCAACUGGCAGAACUUGUGAACGACAUCUUCAUCUUGAUUAUCAGAGAUGCUGAGCGCCGAAUGGACAAAAGCCUGGAUCAGGCUAUGCUGGACCAUGAACCAAUGCCUGGUUUUGAAGAUGUCACUUUCCAACAUGAGUGGAAAAUUUUCAAGUCCAAACCGAAAGCGAAACCAGUCGAACCGUUAGAAAAGCGAUUCCGCCCGCCAUCCCCGAAACAACGAAUGAAGCCCUCCCCUCGAAAUAUCACCUCUCUUCUUUCUUCUACCCUAUUCGUUCUGGAUUUGUACGACAUCCAUUCGGUCAUCAUAGCUCAGGUUCUCGGCCAGUUGGUGUACUGGUUAUCAACAGAGAUGUUCAACCGUAUCAUGUCAGACCGUAAAUAUCUCGCUCGCACCAAAGCCAUGCAGAUUCGAAUGAAUGUUUCUACACUCGAAGAUUGGGCUCGCACCAAUAAUCGUCAACCUGAACACUACGAAAAUGGAUCAAUGACAUCAACUGGUGAAAAUACAAUGGAAGCGUCGCAGCGACACCUUGAACCUCUUGUGCAGCUUCUCCAGUGGUUACAGUGUUUUUCCUCUCUCGGGGAAGAUUUGGAGUCUCUCGUAGGUACAUUACAACAGUUGCCGCGCUUAACGCAUCAACAAUUGCUCCACGCCGCGAAAAACUACAGACCCGAGGUCGGCGAGAAAGGCCUGACUAAAAGUGCACGCAAUUACAUUAUCCAUCUCCAGAAAGCCGCAGCAGAGAGAAGGGCCGCACGAGCGAAGUCGCCGAACCCCCAGAAGAAAGCUCCCGAUUCAACACCGUCAACGCCCGUGAAGCCUACGCCACAGCCUUCUACUUCGCCAUCGCCGGCGCCUUCCAGGGCUUCUGAAGAUCACGAUCAAGAGGAACCGCCAGAUGAUUUACUCCUCGAUCCCUCGUAUAUGCUUCCGUUCCACCUUCCGACUUCAACGGACAUGCUCAUCACGUAUGGUGCCGGGUUCGGCGGUGUAAACAAAGAGAGAGAACGCAAAUACAUCCCCACAGUACCUCCAGAAUUUAUGUCGAAAUUGGACCUGAGUGGCGGGAACAGAAACGGUGGUAACCUAUACGACGAUACCCGUUGGGAUGAUAGCACAAACUAUGGAUGA